AUGAAGAAGCAGAAGAAGAGGAAAGACGACGACUUGUCUCGAUUCAACUCCUCCUCUUCGGAGGACGAAGAAGAAGAAGAAGAAGAAGAAGAAGAAGAGAAGGAUGAGAGCAUUAGAAGAAUCAAAAGUGUUGUGACAGGAGGAGGAGAUGAAGACAAAGAAGACAAAGAAGACAAAGGAGAAGAAGAAAAAAAGCGUCCUCCUCGUCUGAAUGUGGCGGAGAGAAAACGACUGAAGAAGAGAGACGCGCAAAGCGCGAAAACGGAGAGACGAAAGAGAGAAAGAGAGCGAAUGGAAAAAGCACGCAGUAAUAACAACAACACUUCUUCGAAGGCAACGGAGGAGGAAGAGAAAGCGAAGAAGAAGAAGAAGAAGAAGAAAAAGAAUGCGUCAAUAAAAGAAGACGAAGGUGACGGCGGCGACGUAACAGAAACGGAAGAAGAAGAAGAAGAAGAAGAAGAAGAAGAAGAAGAAGCAACGACAGAAACGGGAAUGGAAACUGAAACGGAAACGAGGAAAUCGAAGAAAAGGAAUCACGCGACGUUUGAAGUCGAAGGCGUGGCUUUAGACGACGGGACUUUAGUGCUCGUAGAUAAGAGAAGUUUAGUCGUGUAUUCGAGCGAAGAGAGAGACGGGAACGGCGAACACAAGCGCGUAGGCACGUGGGAUGCAAAGACGAAAACAGUCAUCAAGAGCGACGACAAAGACGAUGGUAACGCGAAAAGGAAGUUUGAUAAUGGUGAUAGUAGUAAUAAUAGUAGCAGCAGCAGCAGCGACGGAGAGGAACAAGACGACGACGAUGGUAAGAAUAAUUCGUCGUCAUCAGAAGAAGAAGAAGUAGAAAAGCAAGAACAACGAGAACGAGAACACACGACGCCGGUAAAGUUAGACGUGAACCAUGCGUUCGAGUGCAAUCCAGACGACCAUUGCGAGACGUCCUUGGAGGCGCACAAAGACAUCGUAAACUUUUUGAACAUUGUCGCGUCUCAAAAGAAUAAGAAACCGUCUGAAUUAAUUAUUUACGAUCCGUAUUAUUGCGCUGGAGCGACGAGACUGAACUUUACCGAGCUCGGAUUCCCGAACGUCAUCAACGAAAACAAAGACUUUUACGAAAUGGUUGCGAAAAACAAAGUCCCCGAACACGACGUUUUCGUGACAAACCCACCGUAUUCGGAAGAGCACGUGGAGAAGUGCGUCACGUUUGCUGCUAAAAAUAUGACGCAAUUCGGUCGGCCGUAUUUCAUGCUCGUUCCGAGCUACGUCGUGUGUAAACCGUAUUUCGUGCCAGCGCUCUUGACUGGAGGCGCGCAAGGAGCGGAAGAAAGAGAAAACACGAAGGAGGAAGACGCUGAAGACGAUAUGAACAUGCAUAAGAAACGUGGUCAAGUCUUGCCAUUUUACAUCGCGCCAACGAAGCGUUAUUAUUACUUCACGCCGAAACCUUUAGCAAAACUGAGGAAUAAGAACAUCGACGAAAAUGGCAUCGAGAAGAAACGCAGAGGUCACGUCGGAAGGAGAGGUGAACGAACGUCUCCGUUUCUUUCGCUCUGGAUAUGUGGGUUCGGCGAUGACCAAAUUGAAGCCUUACGAAUGCACAAAAAGUUGCGGAGAGAACAAGUAAAGCAUUACGUCGUCGCGAGAAACCCGAAAGAAAUUCCAUUGAAUGUUUUAGACGAAUGGGAUCCUCGCCGCCGGGAGGACCCGUCACCAAAAAAAGCAAACAUCCAGGACAAGAAGAACAAGAAGAAAUACUUUUAG
Bathycoccus prasinos is the source of this 1758-nucleotide messenger RNA. RefSeq lists its product with no specific name. The transcript has a single exon. NCBI's taxonomy places the organism in Eukaryota, Viridiplantae, Chlorophyta, Mamiellophyceae, Mamiellales, Bathycoccaceae. The coding region runs from base 1 to 1758 and encodes 585 amino acids. The record is from RefSeq and is a predicted model, not a curated record.